Messenger RNA from Drosophila bipectinata, 1907 nucleotides. RefSeq lists its product as uncharacterized. The record is from RefSeq and is a predicted model, not a curated record. Lineage: Eukaryota; Metazoa; Arthropoda; Insecta; Diptera; Drosophilidae.
GUGCCAGACCAAGUGCGAGGGCCUCCACCAGCUGACGCAGCUCUACAACCGGAGUCAGCGCUGUAAACGGGCCAGGUGCAAAGACGAGUGAACCCGUAAUCGAAAGGGAAACCCAAACCCAACCAUGUCUCAAGCAGGAGUUGCGGAUCUGAGCUACACCCCCGGCGACCUGAUCGAGCCCCAGUACCGUCUGCCCUCGCACCAGCUCCUCCUCGACCAGAAGCACUCGGAUCCGGCGGACAGCCUGCCCCUGAGUCGCCUCACCUUGGACCAUCGGGACACGCAGCCGAUCAAGUACCGGGAGCCGCUGGGAUCUGCGGCCGGACGACAGUUUCCGGCCCUGGCAGAGGCCCAGAACCGAUACACGGAUCAUUUGGAGCGCAGCAGUGUGGUCAGCUUCGAUCCCGGCAAGGACCUCAUCUCCCUGCCGACCGUCAAGUUCGAGAAGUACGACGCGGGGAACUCGGAUCCGGACCUGAUCAGGAAGAUGCCGCUGCACUCGAUCACCGAGAAGCCGAACGAGCGGUGUCCGUCGCCGGUGGUGCCGGCCUACGCCAACUUCGAGCUGGCCAAGAGGAUGCACCAGGACAACCUGGACCACCAGCCGCUGCCGGACUGUGUGGCCGAUCUGGCCUUCCGGCGGGCCCAGAUCUCCGGCGGACAUGCCGGCCUCUCGCUGGAAAUCGAUCCGAUCGCCACCGGCGUUGGCGUGAAGACCCACAACGCCGGCCCGACGCACUGCACCAAGAUGAAGGUGUUCCGGCCCAAGACGGGCGGCGGCAUUGUGCCCAAGGCGAUCGGUGGGGGGGAUCCCUUCCGGGGCGUGGGCUCGGCGCCGGCCAAGAAAAUGGGUCCCAUGGAUCUGGCCAUCUGCUGGGACUUCAAGCCCGCCAAUCCCGCCGACGAGCCGCGUCUGGCCCGGCACAUCGACGGCUCCAACGACUCCGCCGGACCGGCGGUCUUCACGUGCGUGAAAACGCCUCGAGAGGAUCAGGGCGCCAUGGACUUGGGCCGCUCGGCGGGCGUCUUCACCAGCACCCUGGGCGAGGCGGACUUCUUCGACAAGGACAUACUCCGGAAGCGAACGGACUUCGGGGGAGCUCGUCUGGACCGGGAGGAUCCCUGUGCCUGCGACUACUCCCCGCCGGCCAGGCAACGAGCUCGCAGCGUCUCCCGGGACUCCAGUGCCUCCCACUGCCGUCGACCCGGAGGCCUGGGUUCCGGAGCAGGCGGGGCGGCUGGCGGGGUCAGCUUUGGGAAUCUCACGGAGCUCCCCGGGCGGGGGAUGCCUGAUAGACUGGCCAAGCAAUACCAAUCCUCGCCCCUGCUGGGCGACAAAGCCUACCAGGCACUGCGGGAGAAAUACCUGGGACCGGAAUCUGGACAGGAUUGUCCGGCCAUGGACUGCCGCAACUCGGGAGGACCUCCUUGCAAGAGGGACACCCUACUCCGGCGACCGGCACGUCGUCUCUGCCACAAGGUGGCGCCGGCUCCGUCACGUUGCUGUCCAGGACCGACGUUUCCCGGCCAUGGACACGGCCACGGGCACGGACACGGUCAUUGUCUAACCAGCAAGGCAGCCUUCCGGGCCGGAGUGCCCAAGCACAAUGCCAGCGGGGACUUUGUGGGCGUGGAUGCCGACUGCGGCGGCGGCAUCGGCGGCUCCCGGGUGCUGGUAGUGCCCCGCCCCCGCCAGCCGUACUCCAAGAAGAACUACGACAUCGACACCCUGGUGCCGCCAUUCCGUAGCCAGGCGGGCGGAGCCGGCCAGGGCGGCUAUCCGGAGCACUGGCGACUGGCGAGCGUCUACCAGCACGCCUACAAGCCGCUCGACCAGCGCCGGAGACCGCUCCUCCAAACGGUCUAUAAGUAGAGGUAUGUUUCUCCCUGAAGGAAAUCCUUGCAGG